AUGGCUGAGUCGCAACACCACCGCCACCACCUAUUUCAUCACCAAAAGGAAGAAGUAAAGCCCUGUGAAGCGGUUUAUUCCGAGACCAACACCUACUACACUGAUGGCUACGGCGGACUCGUUGAAACAACGGAAGUUGUCGCUGCCACCGGAGACACCGUUGAUUAUGAGAAACAAGAGAAGCACUACAAGCACAUGGAGCACCUCGGGGAGCUCGGCACAGCUGCUGCCGGCACUUAUGCUCUGCAUGAGAAGUACAAAAUGGAGAAGGAUCCAGAACACGCACACAAGCAUGAGAUGGAAGAAGAGAUCGCUGAGGCUGUUGCUGUAGGCGGUGGAAUAUUUGCUUUACACGAGCAUCAUGAUAAGAAAGAAGCUGCACAAGAGGAUCAUGGAAAGAAGCAUCACCAUCUCUUUUAA
Magnolia sinica is the source of this 420-nucleotide messenger RNA. Its product is annotated as abscisic stress-ripening protein 1-like. The transcript is spliced from 2 exons. NCBI's taxonomy places the organism in Eukaryota, Viridiplantae, Streptophyta, Magnoliopsida, Magnoliales, Magnoliaceae. The record is from RefSeq and is a predicted model, not a curated record. Bases 1 to 420 code for a protein of 139 amino acids.